CCCUUGGCGACCUUCUUGGUUCUAAACAACACGAACAACACACGUACAGAGGACCGAGAAAAGUUUGUGACGCGCACGGUGAACUAUGUGCGGUGGCGCCAUCCUCGCGGAGCUGAUCCCGCCGCCGCGGCGCGCGGCGUCGAGGCCGGUGACCGCGGGCCACCUCUGGCCGGCGAGCUCCAAGAAAGGCGGCAGUGGCAGGAACGAGAGGCACAACCACAAGGACGUCGAUGACUUCGAGGCCGCCUUCGAGGAGUUUGACGACGACUACGACGAGGCGGAGGAGGAGGACGACCACUUUGGGUCACGAACCUUCGUGUUCGCGUCCAAGUCCAAGUUCUCCCCAGCCCACGACGGGCGCGCGGCGAGCCAGAAGAAGCGCGCCCGCCACUUCCGCGGCAUUCGGCAGCGCCCGUGGGGCAAGUGGGCGGCGGAGAUCCGCGACCCGCACAAGGGCACCCGCGUCUGGCUCGGCACGUUCAACACCGCCGAGGACGCCGCCCGCGCGUACGACGUCGAGGCCCGCCGCCUCCGCGGUAGCAAGGCCAAGGUCAACUUCCCGGCAGCCAGUGCGCGCCCACGCCGCGCCAACGCAAGAACCGCGCCGAAAUCGCAGCACCCUGCUUUGCGCGGAGAAGAGAAGAACCAGGAAGUACAGCUGGCCGUGAAGCCUGAAACGAUGGCGUCGUUGGACAAGGACGACUUCGUCGACCUGAUCUUCCCCGCCGCGCCGCCGGCCAUGGGGAGCUCUUUCACCAGCAGCGCCGAGUCGGAGUCGGGGAGCCCCGCAAAGAAGCCAAGAUACGACGACCCGUCGGAGGUGAGCGGCGGUAGCGCCACGCUGGAGCUCGCUGGCGAGCUGGAGUUGGACCCGUUCAUGUUGUUUCAGCUAUCCUACUCGGAUGGGUACGAAUCCAUCGACAGCAUGUUCGCCGGCGAGGCCGGCCAGGACGUGGCCAUCGUGAACAAUGACAUGAACGACGUCGGCCUGUGGAGCUUCGAUGAGUUCCCCAUCGACGGUGCUGUCUUUUGAUGCACCCUAUCUGAUGCUUUCAGUUGUUCUGAUUCCUGGUUCAGGAACGGCGUUGGUGUCCAACCGGACGAUGCAUGCAGCCGAGGGCGAUUUGGAGAUUAUAUUGCUUGCUUGCUGAUUGAUGUAACCAUAUUCAUAUGUGAAUAACUGUACUGCUAAUUUGAUGUCCAACUGCUUGAGUUUGCUCGUUAGAAUCGGUAUCUGUACUGCCGGCCUCCUGAUCAAAUUGUACUGCACUUUGAUAAUUUGUACUACUCGCGUGGUGCGUCGUACUGUUGCAUGGUCAAUGCUCCUAUCUCCUAUGAGCUGAUCAUGUCGGCAAUGUCGUCUAUAUUGUGGUUGUGGUUGUUAAUGCCAAAUAAGUUUGUGAACCUGGCUUCUGUCUUGUCUAUGUCUCACCAUAUCAUGUUGAGUUGGAGACUAUGUAAAAAGAUUAUAAUUUUCUGAAUAAAGUCAAAUUUGAUUCA
This is a messenger RNA of Phragmites australis (common reed), 1500 nucleotides long. Its product is annotated as ethylene-responsive transcription factor 1-like. NCBI's taxonomy places the organism in Eukaryota, Viridiplantae, Streptophyta, Magnoliopsida, Poales, Poaceae. The coding region runs from base 86 to 1033 and encodes 315 amino acids. Gene Ontology annotation, molecular function: DNA binding; DNA-binding transcription factor activity. Gene Ontology annotation, biological process: regulation of DNA-templated transcription; ethylene-activated signaling pathway. The record is from RefSeq and is a predicted model, not a curated record. The transcript is spliced from 3 exons.